Molecule: messenger RNA, 10891 nt
Organism: Pomacea canaliculata
Lineage: Eukaryota; Metazoa; Mollusca; Gastropoda; Architaenioglossa; Ampullariidae
Product: signal-induced proliferation-associated 1-like protein 2
Exons: 28
Coding region: 1186-6264 (1692 amino acids)
Biological process (GO): regulation of small GTPase mediated signal transduction; activation of GTPase activity
Cellular component (GO): cytoplasm
Molecular function (GO): protein binding; GTPase activator activity
Source: RefSeq, a predicted model, not a curated record
ACAUAGUACGGCAGCGGUUCUCAACCUUUUAUUUGUGACGCCCCCCUGACAAACAAAGUUACGUCCGCGCGCCCCCCUUAGCCAGCAAUGUAAGCUAAUUUGACUAAUACUGGUAUAAGAAACUUUAAAAAAAUGACCACCUGCGCGCCCCACAGGUUGAGAACCGCUGUAGUACGGUGUGUUAAACAGAAUAACAUUUCGUUCUUAUAUUUACCUGUAAAAGCUUUAAUAAAAAUUUGUAUUAUAUUGGUUUCUUAUUCUUGCAUCGACUUAAUGGAAUAGACAGUAUUACAAUAGGAAAAAGUUAAUAGUCGCGAGGCUGACGGUUGUCCAUAAGAUGCUGCUUACAAGGGAGACAAUCAUCGGCGGUCAAGUAUCGGGGAAAAAAAUGUAAACCGGAAGUAUCUUGUACGUCAUCAGUCUAUCACGUGACUAAGUGGCUCCCUACCAAACGUGCCACCAGCUCCAAAUACUCGGAAUAGCAUUAUGUUUUGUCGCUGUCUGUAAAACGCGAUUCAAGGGGAUUUUUCGAUUAUGUAGGACAGACAUGCUGUGUGAUAUAAUCAUGAAAAAGUCAAGUGACUGCAAGUAAUUAUGGAAACCGACAAAACAGCAGAAUUUCUCCAUCCAUCCAUCAGACUGGAUUAAUUUUUGUGUCGACAUGAAAGAGAUUGGAUUAGCUAGUCACAUCAUCUUGGUUGCUCAGUGUUUCAGUGACAGAAAGAUGACUAUUGACAUGGGAUCAUCUUGUGUGGCAUUGUGCCAAAAUGAAAAGGAUUAUUAUGGUUGUGAUGCUUUGUUUUCAGCGGAAGUGUGAUUACAAUGAUAUUCUGAAGUGUGUUCUCACAGAUCUGUCAAUCACUCAAGAAAGGAAUUUGUGAUUAUUCCAUAUUGUCAUUGGUGCAUAUGGCUUUAGAUGUUUUAACCAGGCAUGUUUUGCCUGUACACAGCAUAUUAUUUAUACAUAUUUUAUGUAUUAGGUUGUGAAAUGAGUGCAUUCCUUGACAAAACAAGCCUGCGAAGUCACCUGUCUGUCAUUUUGGAUAGGGUUUGUGCUUUUGCAAUGUCAAAAUCAGCGUUUUUGCAACCUGAGAUGCAUUUUUAGGACAUUUUGUUCACCAUUGUGUCAGCUUAUUGUGUGUAUGCUGUGCACAAAGGGGAUUUUGACCUCAAGAGGACAGAACCAUGUCCACAAACAGUCGUGUGAUGGCACAGUCUCAAAAUGAGCUGGACACAAUCCGGCAGCGGGCGCGUCAGGCAGAAGAAUACUACCAGCGUCAGAACAAUCCGACCCUUCCUGAUCCUGGCAACAGAGCAGGGCACACUAUAAACUCCUUGUCAUCCUACAGCCGAUCUACAGAUAAAGAUUGCAGCCAAACUCAGUAUGCACUUCUUAGAGGUCAGAUGCAGGGUCAGAGGUCUUCCAUGGAAGAUAUCAUGCACUCAGGGCUUGAACCUGCUUCGUCCACCAACUUUUAUCGUGCCAAGAUGAAAGCUGGUAUUAUAGAUUUACGCAGCUCCUAUAAUGAGCGUAUUGGCUCUGGCACGUCACGGCUGCGCUCCAGAACUUUUCAUGGACCCCACACUGGCCGCACGCGAACCCAGACGUAUGCAGUAGAUUCUUCUAAGAGCAAACCCACAGCUUCUGUGACAGGUAAGCAGCAGGACAGGGACAGACAAGAGCAAGCAGUGAGAUCCCACCGCACCUCCCCAGCUUGUUUGUAUCGAAGCAACAGCAACCUAGAAGUGGACAGUGUAGAAUUUGUGGAAGAUGAGCGGCCAGUAGGCAGUCUCCAUCGUGAGUAUGGAAGCACCUCAUCUCUGGACCUUUUAGGAACGGGAGAAAAAUAUGCAGAGAUAAUUAAAGACUUUCAAAAUGGGAAUACACCAAGUCAGCCUCCUCUUCAGCAGCUUUUGCGAGAAAAGCUGCUGAAUGGAUCAGCUGACAGAGAUGAGGAUGAUGGCUCUGACCAUGGGAAGUCAAAGGGAAAGUCAAAGCACAAGGACAGAAAAGCGCGAGCAAAGUCUAUAACAAGUGACAAUAGUGCUGGCAUUUUGAAGAAGCUUCGAGGUGGCAGUAGCAAACAUGAUGCUAGUGAUCCCUCAAGCAAAGCCGAUGAAAAGAGCAGCGAAGAGACAGCAUCGGAGGAAAAGCUGAGGCAGAAGGCCUUUGUUCAUUUUGACUGUCAGAGCAUUGGAGUAAGAAUGAGCAGGUCUGACAGAAUGCGGGCAUCUCCAAACUACCUGAAAAACAUCACCACAGGUGCUUCUGCAGCCUCAGUCAAGCGCAACAGCUAUGCAGUCAGUGGUGAUAAGGACUUCACAAACUCAUCUUCCAGCGAUGAUGCCGGUGAUGGAAAAAGCAAUGAUCUUGUCUUGUCAUGCCCAUUCUUCCGUAACGAGCUGGGGAGAGAGGAUGAGCAGGCUGUUGGUGUCAAUGUCCUAACUGCCCUGAAGAACCUGGCUUCCCAGCAGUCAGGACAAAGCAACACCACCAGCAACAGCAGCAGCAGUAACAGCCCAUCUCCCAGUGUGUCUUUCUUCACCAUGUCACUGGCUCGUCAUCCAGCAUGCUGUGGGGUAGCUAUCUUGGACUCCUCUCCAUCUCCAUCAGGACAAAUCCUUCCACCCCUGAUAACACAUCGUGGUCACGUAAUAGAAUAUGUGGAUCAUGGUGCAUAUUACUACCGCCAUUUCUUCUAUGGCCAUGACCAUCAGAACUACUUCGGAACAGAUGAGUUUCUUGGGCCUAUAGCUAUAAGCGUAAAAAGAGAGAAAUUAGAUCCUGAAGAACGGAUUAACAACUUGGGGAAAGCAGAAUAUGGUACAUACCAAUAUCGGAUUAUCUGCAGAACCAGUGAGCUGACAACAUUUCGUGGGUCAAUACUGGAGGAUGCUGUGUCAUCCUCUAGCCGCCUGGGUUCAAGGGGUGUCCCAAUUAAGGAUGUACUGGAGAUGGCCUUGGGGGAGGUGCAGUUAUCCUGCCUGAAGUCAGCUAUUCCUGGCCAGAAAACUGCUGACCAACUCCUUAAACUUGAUGAGCAAGGGAUUUGCACCACAUAUAAAGUUGGCAUCAUGUACUGCAAAUCUGGUCAAUCGACAGAGGAGGAAAUGUACAAUAAUGAAUGCAGCAGCCCAAUAUUUGAGGAAUUUUUAGAUCUCAUUGGUCAAAAAGUUAGAUUAAAAGGAUUCCAGAAGUAUAGAGGAGGUCUGGACUGUAAAACGGAUACAACUGGACUACAUUCUUUCUACACCACCUUUAACAACAAUGAGAUAAUGUUUCAUGUCUCCACAAUACUUCCUUUUACUGCCAAUAACCAUCAACAGCUGUUACGAAAACGCCACAUAGGAAAUGACAUCGUCACUGUUGUAUUUCAAGAGCCGGGUGCCUUGCCCUUCUCUCCUCAGACAGUGCGUUCCCAGUUUCAACAUGUGUUCAUCAUUAUCAGGGUGUCUAAUCCAAACUCUGAGAAUACAAGAUAUAGCAUUGCAGUGGCCAGAUCUAAAGAUGUUCCUUCAUUUGGACCCCCAAUACCUAGUGGGGGCACCUUUCGCAAAUCACCAGAGUUUGUUGACUUCCUUAUGGCCAAAAUCAUCAAUGCUGAGAAUGCUGCUCACAGGUCGGAAAAAUUCCGAACAAUGGCUCAGCGAACUCGUCAGGAGUACCUGAAAGAUCUUGCCACCAACUAUGUUACAAACACUCCAUUAGAUUCAGGUUCAAAACUGAGUAAAUUUGGCCUGGGGAGUGUUCGAAAGAAAGAGAAAGCAAGACAUAGAGUAGUGCCAGACAUGUAUGCAAAGGGGGCUCUCAUCUGGAAUGUUCAGGUGGAGGACAUGAGCAGUGCAGUUCAAGCAGAGUGCUUUUUGGCAGUAGCUGCUGACACCAUCGUGCUGAUGGAGACUACAAGUAAAGAAGUCAUCUUUACCAUUCCUUGCAGCACUGUCAUUGGAUGGACUCUUCAGGCCUCCAGCAUUAGACUGUACUUCGGACAAGGUGAAUGCAUUUUGUUGCGACCAUUUAGUGGCGACAUGGAAGAAAUGACUGAGAUCAUAACACGGCUUACAGCAGUCUCUCAAGGCACUGAGACUGUCAAGAUGGUGCUGAAGCGAAAUGGGAUGGGUCAGCUAGGAUUUCACAUUCAGUCUGAAGGCAUUGUGACAGAUGUAGAGCCAUAUGGUUUUGCCUGGGAAGUGGGACUGCGCAAAGGCAGUCGCCUGGUGGAGAUCUGUAAAGUGGCCACCAUCACAUUGACGCAUGAUCAGAUCGUGGACUUGCUGAGGACUUCAGCUGUUGUUAAAGUAGUUGUGGUUCCCCCACUGGAAGAUGGAACUCCGAGGGGCUUCAUCACCCUCAGCUCCCAUUUGCCCUUCACCUCGUUGGUUUCACUACAUACUGCCCUCUUCUCCCAUGACCAAUCUCAUUCUCUGACACAUCCACUGGCCAGUCAGAGGGCCUCUCUCAGCCUGCCUCAGCUGCCCAUCACAUCUAGGGGAGACGGCAAACCAAGUAUGCUGGGAAGCCGCACAAGCAUCAACAGUGCAGCAGCAGUGCAGACUGCCUCAUCAUCAUCUGAACAGAACAACAGCAACUCCUACGCACAUACAGAGCAGCCCAUUUCAGCAGUCAGUAGCAUCAGCGUUCACGGUUAUUCCGACUCCACCUUGUCGUCAGGACGGGGUUCAGACGAUGGAAGAGGGUCCUCUUUCUACAGCCAUUCGCGACAAGAGUCAUCGGAUGUGUAUGGAUCUAGUCGUGGCAGUCAUGAUGGGCAUUUAAGUUCAGGCGAUGAACUUCAUUCCCGCAAUGGUUCCCACGACAGUUCAGACUAUUCUCUUUCCAGUAUCAGCCGAAGAGGUUUGUCAAGCUCUGGGAUACAAACUCAGGGGGGUUUGCGGAGAGGGGAGGCCAGCAACUAUUUGAGCAUGGAGGGUUCAGCAACUUCCAGCACAUACUUGACUAGCACAGAGGGCAUCUACAACACCCUGUCCCAGCAUCCCGCAUACAGUGGACCUCUGAGAAAACAGUUUACAAUGGAGUACACACACAGCAAUUUACCAGCAACUGGUAAGCUUGCCCUUGAGCUUCUAAAACAGACUCAAAAUACAAAGUAUCUUCUGGGCCAUGAACCCCCUCCUCUGCCCCAGAAUUCACCACCUGGUGCUGGCCAGGUAGGUGAAAGGGCAGCAUAUGUAGCGCCAUCUGUUGUUGGCCAGGCAACUGAAGGAGCUGCACAUGUGCCGUCAUCCACUUCAGUAUCAUCAGCCAUUGCUUGUGCAAAGCAGGAUGGACUGCACGUAUCAAAAAGAGACAAAGCACUUCAGCUGCUGUUCACCAUUAGCAGUAACAACAGCAGUCCUCGGUCCUCUAACAAGAAUUUGUCAGGUAUGUCUUCAGAAGAAUCCUUAAACUCUCGUCUUCGCCCAGGUGUGACAAAUCACACAAGGCCUUCAAAUUCAGGAGGGUCACGCUUGAAUUUCCAGGAGGAGCUAAAACGUCUGAUUGACCCUGAUAUCACAGAGAGUGAUCUAGCCAUUCUGGCUAAUCAAUGCAAGCCAUUUAGUAAUCAGCGUGGGCGGCCACUACAGCGCACAUUAUCAGACGAGAGUCUGCACAGCACAAAGGGUGUGCUGGGCACACCAACAGGUGACCUCACUAUUGGAAAAGAUGUCCUUUUUACUACAGCACUGCCAGCUAGGUCAAUGGACUCCAGUUCAGGAUCAGAUCCUGCUUCUGUAGAACUGAGGUUGUCAUCUCGAUCUGGCCUAGACACAAGCAGGUUAAGAAGUAAAGCAGUAGGAGAGGGACGACACGUGCCUAUCCCCCUGUCAGCAGCUGGCUUGGAUUGGUCUGAUCUAGUCAGUGUGGCCACCAAGGCUAUGGAAGGUGAUGAUCGAACUAACCAACUAGUGCCCCAUAAAAAGGACCAUAUUGAUGGGCAAGCAUGUUCUGAUGAUGAGGCACCACCCCCACCUCGCCCACCAUCACCUAAACAUGAAGUUUCUCUUUCUGCUACUGGAAUUAAAGCAGUUCCAUCAUGGGUCUCACUGGCUGUGACUCCAGAACAACGUGUCAAAGACCUUGAACUGCUAGUGCAGAGACUUCAGAAAGAUCUUGAAAAGGAACGCCUGCACAGCUCAAAGUUGGAGACUGAAGUCCAGAACCUGAGAGCAGACAAUGUCCGUCUUCAAGAGGAGUCACAGACAGCGGCUGCCCAACUUCGUCGGUUCACAGAAUGGUUUUUUAACACCAUCGACCGUCAGUGACUGCCCUCUUUGUGGAUUUUAUGACACUAGUGACCUUGUGCCUUUCCUCCUGCUGUGUGGAGGUUAACAGUACGUGUACUGGGAUGUCUUCAUGAGGUAGAAAGAUUUCUACGUCAGCAUUGUGUGUGAUAAACAUUUUUCUGGCUGCAACAAAAGCUACUCUGUUCAGAAGCAUUUUUUUAAGUAACUGCCAAUCCGUGUGCCUGUAUUGAUUGAUGUUUGUGUGCGCCAAGAGGUGUGUAUGUGCGAGACCAUUGAAUGCAUAAACACUUGUUUGAUGACUUAAAGACAUGAGGAAAUGAUCAAUCUUGAGAUUGUUUAAAGGUAGAAAUACACAAAAGUGUUUUAUGCUGAACAAGGGAGUAUAGCAUUUUUUUUUUUUUAUCAUGCAUGGAAGUUGACCUAAAAACAGUUUUUAUUUCCAUUACUGAAACCAUGGUUUUUUUUUCUAUGAUGGUUAGUUUUUGUGUAUCACAGUUUUUGUUCAUAGCAUAAUGAAGAAUUAAGUCAAAAUGCAAGUUCAAUCCUGUGCUGUAUUCUUCAGAAAGUUCAAGAUUUGUUUUUGAAGCAGUUUUCUUUCCAAGAAAAAAUUGUUAAAAGUUUUUUUUAAAAUACUGAAUCAUAAAGUCCUAACAUUGUGUAUGCAACGUGCAGAACUCGAAAAAAUGAUUUUGUCUUUUAUACAGCUGGCAGAAAACCUGUUAUGUUAGUCUUCUAUUGCCAGCUCAGUGGUUGCUAAGCAACUGUGUCUAUUCGAAGAAACAGUCCGAGAAGCUUGGAUCUACGCAAGCUAUCACAAGGGUGCACUCAUGCAUGGACUAGAUCUUAUGGGAGGGAGAUGACAGGAGCAAGUGCUUGUUGGUAAAAACUGUUGGAAAAUAAUUGAUGAGCACUAUUAAGAAAAAAACAACCCAUCUAACCAUGCUUUGCAUGUGUUUCUGGUUUUGAACAUUUACAAGUUGUCCUUUCUUGGCAGAUGGCACCUGUGUCUUUCCUGGAGAUGCACUUGCCCAUUAGAUGCAGUGUUUUCAUUUUACACUUUCUGCAUCUUGUGUCACAUUUUGUUCCCAAUUCAUACACUUUCAAUAUCAACUUUUUAAGUGUAAGCUGGAAAAGACCAGUUGAUAUGGUUUUUUUCCCCAUAAGCCUUGGCUGAUUUUUAUCAGUGGAACUUUGAAGUAGUAAGUUGUGAGUGCAGCUAGCAGGCCUCUGAAAUAUGACAAAGCUAGCAGUUCUGAUCACACGAUAACAUCAUUAGCACUGGGGUACAAGGUGAUAUUCUUGAUGCCUGGUUAUAAUGAGGGUAUUUGAGUACACAGAGGUUGCUGAACAACAAAAACAGUAAUCGAGGCACUUAGACAAUUGUGAUUUAUUGUUUUGUCUCAUGGUACCUCUUGCUAGCAAUAUUGUAGGGGCAUAUGCAAACCACCUCACAUAAAGUUCUUGUUUAAUGGGUGUUGCCCUAAGUAAUGCAAUAAAUUGCAUUUGUGCAAGUAGAGGGAAAGAAUCCCUUGGUUUCAACAUUUUUCACAGGUAUGACACAUGCUAUAAAAAAACUUGUGAACAGUAAAGUUGCAAACUACUCUGGGUUUAUUUCUGAGCAGAUUUUGACCUCAACUUCAAAAUAGGCUUUAUCUCCAACGCUGAAAAAAAUGCAGACCAAAAAAGAAACUUUGAAGUAUUUUAGUAUUUAAGUCCCGCAAGUCUUGAGUUUAUUUGCCCCAUAACACAUCAGGCCAUAAUUAUGUCUAUGCUGUGUGCAAUUAGCUUAUUAAGGCUUACAGCAUUCAUGUAAUUUUGUAUAUUAAAUCAACGAGAGGGAGAGCACUGAGGAUUUGAUGUCUCUGAGGUGACUUGCAGCAUUUAUUAAAACUAAGGAGAAACACUUGUGGGAGGAAAGACAUAUUUCCUGCAAGGAUCCCUUAACAAGGAACAAACUGGUUUAUUUCAAGCAACAUUUUUUUUCUCACCUUGAUUGGCAGUCUCCACCAACAGAUUUGUUUUUAUGUCCAUCUUUGCCAAUCCAUGUUUUUGUUUGGUCAAGAUUUGUCAAAUUUGAUGAGCAUGUCUGGUUUUUCAUAAUCUUUAUGGUGAGACCUGUGUCCUGGUAGAAACGUUAGAGUCCUGGUAUAAGUAGAAAAAAGUUAAAUUCUAACUACAGCUAUGUAAAAUAAAGUGGUACAAAACACUUUGAAAAUGAAACAAAAGAGAGCUCAGAUUGUUUAACUUCUCUGUUAGGCUGUUGAAACUUUUCUUUACACAGCAUUGGUCUUUGGUUUUUGGUGCCAUUAACAGUUGUGCAAGCUUGGUCAGGUCAAAUGAACAAGAAAAAAACUGCUAGUACUGUGCAGUUGUGUGGUUAUUUAUAGUCAAAGGAGGAUAAAGGGCAGUUUUUACAGAUUUUGUUUUGUUUUGCAAUUGAAUGCAUCUCAUCAGUUGCUGUUGGAUUGUAUUUAUUUUUGGGUGGAGGGUAUUUUAAAAUGGUGCAAUAGCCUUGGUAACUUCAACAAUUUUGUGCAAAACCUUGAUUAGGUUGUGAUUCCCAUUAUCAGUUGUGUAUUGUACCCAGAGUAGUACUUCCAUCUGGCUUUGUCAUGGUAAUGUGACUGUGUGUGUUUUUCAUUGCUUUGUUAGAUUGUCAUUCAAUACAUGAACAGCCAUUAUGAAGAGAUAAUCUUUUCAGUUUGCGAAGUUUUUACAACUGUUUCUUUAAGCCAGACAGCACUUCUGUUCAUCUUGAGUGUUUGAAUUUAAACAUUAUGCACAAGUCAAAAGUCACCUGGUUUUUCCAGAAAAGUACUGCUCAAAAGACCCCCCCCCCCCCAAAAAAAAAGUCUGUUUCAUAGAGUUGGUCUCAGUUUUCCAAAUUAUACUGCUAAGGCUUUUCAUUUUAAAUGAAGAGUUGUAAUAAAUUUUGCACUUCAUACUGCUAAAGUGAAAGCUGGCAUGCAAUGUUAUGGGGAAGGCAAAACAGGCAUGGUAAACAUAUUUUCCCCGAGUUUGACAACAGGGAAUUGGCAGAUAUGAAUUAUGACUAAUCUUUAUUUGCUGCUAGUGUGGUGAAUUUUGAUCCUGGUGAAGAUAGAGGAGCAGUGUUUUCUAGCAAUAAUGUGACAAAAUUGGUUUUUUUUCCCAUCAGAAGGAAUACUCCAAAAUGUGUCAUCUGUCCUGAGUGGACGUACAUGAUUUUCUUUAAAUCCUUGACAAAGUGGUUGCAUUGUGCAAAGUGUGGUAUUCUUUCGAUGCACCGUGCAGCAAAUUCAUCUACUCAUUAAUCUGACACAUGAAACAGUGGGUUUUUCUUUUUUUUAAAUGUAAAGGACUGGAUGACGUGGUAGGUGAAGAAUGUUGUAAUUCAUUUCCCUUGAACUAUGAAAUAGUCAUUUGGUUGACAAGAGUUGUUUUGUGCAUAAUUUGUAAUUGUUUUCACCUAUUAGAGGAAGGCAUGGGAGGGAUCUGGUUGAUACAAGUACUGCAGGCCACUGCUCCGUCCAGACACUUGCUGCUGCUCUCCUCUCUACCACAUCGCAAGUAGCCUCAGCACAGGAGACACUCUUCCCAGCAUGGUAGUUAGGACCUCUUCCUUCACCUGUUUUCAGCAUUAUGAGCAUACCAUUUGGAAUCUGCUUUUAAUUUGACAAGAUUCUCUGCAGUAACUUUAUGAAAAUUUCUGUAAAUAGUUCCUAUUCUUUUAGAAAUCUUUUAAGGGAAAGAAAACGUGAGUGCACCCGGCUCUUGUAUUACUAUCCUUGGACUGUUCUGUGCAUCUGUGAUUAAAAUCGCUAUGCCUUUCCCCAGUUAUGAAAUUUUUUUCUUUUAGACUGUUAUGCCCAAGAGACCAACGUCUGUUUUCUUGGGAAUUGUUAAUGUUUAGAGCAUCUUUCAGAACCCAUGUGUGGCAAAGAGUAAAUUUUGAGGCUUUUGAUACCUGCUGAAUCCACAAGUCUCCACACUUCUACCUCCAGGAUAUUGUUUUCGUUGUAGGAAAUAUUGGGUGUGGUUGUGAGAAAGUUUGAUUCCAGGUGCAAGGUGUAUUGUCAGGUCACUCACCCAGACUCCUGUUAGCUCUCUUGUUUUCACUUGAACAGGAAGGCUGUUGUGCUUUUAUUUUUGCAUUUUGCCUGUUCAAGCAUGCCCCAAGUUUGUACCAGGUUACAUGCUAGUCAGAUCUGGUUAAGUGAAGCUGGACAUUAUUUUAUGUCACGAGUUUUACAUUUUAAUGAUUUUACCAAACAAAAUUGUUUUAGUUUGAAGGUGAAAAUAAAUAAUGGCCAUAACUGUUCCAAAUGAAAUACAUUCUUACAGCAACAUACUUUAUCUUAAAGACAAAAGUUGUAUAGAUACCUUCCCCUCCUGUGUGUGGUGUCAGUUUUUUUUCCCCUGUACAUACUGGUGAACGAACUAAUGAAGGGCAGCAACAUUUUAAUGCAUUGUGAAGGGCAUAUGUUGAUUACCUUUAAUUCACUAUGUUUUGUGUGAAUAACAUAUGGUCUUGGGCCUGUUGCAGUUAUUCAUAAAUAUUCUGGCUUGUAAUCAUUGUUCAUUUCAUACACAUAUCUUCCACUGAUGUCAUCAACAACUCAAGGAAAAGAAACAGUGUAUGUGAAAAUAAACAUUUUUGUAACAA